UCUCUAAUCAGGGGCCAGGGGCAAAGACCUCCUAGCAGAGAGGAAGAGGAGUUUGUGUGGACAAGCUGCUCCUGAUAAAGGAUGCCACAGCUGAGCCUGUCCUGGCUGGGCCUGGGGCCAGAGGGAGCCUCCCCAUCACUGCUGCUGCUGCUGGUUGGGGUCUCUUGCAUCCUGGCCCGCAUCCUGGCCUGGACCUACUCCUUCUAUGACAACUUCCGCCGUCUGCGCUGUUUCCCACAGCCUCCAAAACGAAACUGGUUCUUGGGUCAUCUGGGCCUGAUUCAGAGCUCAGAGGAAGGUCUCCUGUACACACAGGGCCUGGCGAGCACCUUUGGGACUCUGUGCCUCUGGCGGGUGGGGCCCCUGCACACAGUCAUCCGCAUCUUCCACCCCACCUUCAUCAAGCCGGUGCUCUUUGCUCCAGCCAACAUCGCACUAAAGGACAUGCUCUACUACAGCUUCCUCAAACCCUGGCUGGGGGAUGGGCUCCUGCUGAGUGCUGGUGACAAGUGGAGCCGCCACCGUCGCAUGCUGACACCUGCCUUCCAUUUCAACAUCCUGAAGCCCUAUAUGAAGAUUUUCAAUGAGAGUGCAAACAUCAUGCAUGCCAAGUGGCAGCGCUUGGUCUCAGAAGGCAGCACCCAUCUGGACAUGUUUGAGCACAUCAGUCUCAUGACCUUGGACAGCCUGCAGAAAUGUGUCUUCAGCUUUGACAGCAAUUGUCAAGAGAAGCCCAGUGAAUAUAUUGCUGCCAUCUUGGAGCUCAGUACCCUUGUGGCAGAAAGGCACCUGCAGAUUCUCCUACACCUAGACUUCCUGUACUAUCUCACCUCUGAAGGACGGCGCUUCCGCAAGGCCUGCAGGCUGGUGCAUGACUUCACAGAUGCUGUCAUCCAGGAGCGACGUUGCACCCUCUCCAGUCAGGGUAUCGAUGACUUCCUCAAGGCCAAAGCCAAGACCAAGACUUUGGACUUCAUUGAUGUGCUCCUGUUGAGCAAGGAUGAAGAUGGGAAGGGGUUGUCAGAUGAGGACAUAAGAGCAGAAGCUGACACCUUCAUGUUUGAGGGCCAUGACACCACAGCCAGUGGUCUCUCCUGGGUCCUGUACCACCUUGCAAGGCACCCAGAAUACCAGGAGCGCUGCCGGCAGGAGGUGCAAGAACUUCUGAGAGACCGUAAGCCUAAAGAGAUUGAGUGGGACGACCUGGCCCAGCUGCCCUUCCUGACCAUGUGCAUUAAGGAGAGUCUGCGGCUGCAUCCUCCAGUUCCAUUGGUCUCUCGCUGCUGUACCCAGGACAUUGAGCUCCCGGAUGGCCGGGUCAUCCCCAAAGGAGUCAUCUGUCUCAUCAGUAUUUUUGGGACCCAUCACAACCCAGCUGUGUGGCCAGAUCCAGAGGUCUAUAAUCCCUCCCGCUUCAACCCAGAAAAUAUCAAGGAAAGGUCACCCCUGGCUUUCAUUCCCUUCUCUGCAGGGCCCAGGAACUGCAUCGGGCAGACCUUCGCCAUGACCGAGAUGAAGGUGGUCCUGGCGCUCACGCUGCUGCGCUUCUGCAUCCUGUGUGACCACACGGAGCAGCGCAGGAAACCAGAACUGGUCUUGAGAGCCGAGGGUGGCCUUUGGCUGCAGGUGGAGCCACUGAGCUCUGGUCCAUAGUGACUCACCACCACCUGGCUUUAGACUCACUCCUUCCCCGCCCCCGACACUUUGUGGAAAUUCCCAGGAAUAAAACUUUGCUGUUCUCUCUG
Messenger RNA from Otolemur garnettii (small-eared galago), 1745 nucleotides. It is a transcript of the gene CYP4F117, whose product is annotated as docosahexaenoic acid omega-hydroxylase CYP4F3. The record is from RefSeq and is a predicted model, not a curated record. Bases 82 to 1653 code for a protein of 523 amino acids. Gene Ontology annotation, molecular function: oxidoreductase activity, acting on paired donors, with incorporation or reduction of molecular oxygen; iron ion binding; heme binding. The transcript has 13 exons. NCBI's taxonomy places the organism in Eukaryota, Metazoa, Chordata, Mammalia, Primates, Galagidae.